GUGCCCUGCCAGUGCUCGCCAUGGCUCGGCCCGGAGAGGAGCUGUGUGGGACACUGUCUUACCGGACCGAACCUCGCAAGAUCCCCCGGCUCAGCCUCUUCCAUCUCAAGCUGACCGACUCGGCUCUCCGCUGCCUGCGGGACUUUCAGAAGGCGCAGGUGCCAGGAGCUACAUUGCCGCAGCCCAUAAUCACUUUCCAGGGGAACCAGGGGUACAUCAAGAUCCCAUCUCCAGUUUCAGGGUCUGAUGACAGAGUGCGGGUCUUUGCCUUCUACCUAUCCAGGGAGAUUAAGGAUAAGCCUCAGUCAAGCUUUGAGUGCAUAAGACAAGCAACCACCUGGACCGGAGAGAAACAUUUGAGCUGUAUUGGCACUAUACAAGACAAGAUAACCGUGUGUGCUACUGAUGAGUCUUACCAGUUAACCCGAGAUCGCAUGUCCCAAGUAGAGAAGGAAUCAUGGAGCAGGACUGCCAUUGAGAUUAAACCUGAGGCUUCUCAUCGAAGUAAAUGUGUCAAGAUUCCAAACAAAAUGAGCAUGGAAUCCAACACAGAGGGUUCCCCAUCUAAUCACCGUCCACCUGUAUUUCUAACACCAGCAGCCAAAAAGUGCAACCGGGUUAAUGGUGAAAGAAGACCACUGCAGGAGUGGCUUAUUCAACUGCUGGCCUUGAAACCAUACCGAAAACAUGACCUCAUUCUGCGCCUAGAAAAAUCCAACACUUUCCCUAGAGAUCAGACAGAACUAUUGUCUGCACUGGAUGUGGUAGGACAACAGAACCCUAAAGAUAGCAAGUAUAGUCUGAAAGAAGACCUGUACGGCCAGGUACAGAAGGACUGGUUGGGUUAUACUCCAGAGGAGAGGCAGCACUUAGCAGGUAUUCUUUCAAGUAGGAAACACCCAAAUAGCUCCUUAUCACUGAAUGGCCAGGCACCAGCCGAGAGGGACAGAACACAGCAUAGCCUGCCAUCCUCUCACCACAAUGCAAGGACGAGGCCUCCUGAUGCUAAACGUCCGGCGGGAGUUAAUACCACAGAAAAUAACAACUGCAAAAGAAUAAAAUCAUCAUUGGAUGGUGAUCCUUCUGAACAACACUCCAGCUCUUCAUGCAACACGCAUGUGAACUCUAGGCAUCGGACUGGCUCUGAGAGUGCCAAAAAACUGCCCCCUGUGUCUGAGAAACACAGAGUCUUUCCAGCACAAAGAAUCAAAAAGCACAGCACAGAACGAACUUUACACACAGAAAUGCACAAACGCACAAAAACAUGUGAUGGGUCACAGACUGGCAAAGUCAAGCAUAGAGUUUCUACAAAUCCAGCACCUCUAAUGGACAACAGACCAGGUUGGCUAAAAGAAGGAAAGAGAGAACAUGAAUCAAGUGAAGAGGAGGAAGAAGAAGACUGGGAAGAGGAAGCUAUCCUGUUGGAAAGGUGCCUCACAUCUCCAGAAGAAAAAGAUGAAGUUUCGGAGCCAGCCCUACCUUCUGAAGAGGUUCCAGAUUACUUGAAUAAAUAUCUCACAAUCACAUCUGGAGAUCAGAGGAAACUGUAUGAAGAAGAUUUUGCUUCUGAUUAUACAGAAUACCUCAAGCUGCACGCCAAGAUUGGAAAGGUGCUGGAGAGAUUCAUGCAGCUUGGAUCGAGAUUGAAGAAGUAUCAGCAAGGAACAGAAGCGCACAAGAUGGUGGAGAACAAGAUUCUUUCUGAAUACAAGAAGUUUAAAAAGACAUAUCCUACAUACAGCGAAGAGAAGUCACGCUGCGAAUACUUACAUGCUAAAUUAUCUCACAUCAAAAAGCAGAUUCUGGAAUAUGAAAAAAAUACCCCGACCUAGCCAGUGUGCUCGGGCCAGGCAAUCCACUCCGCACAGACCUCAGCAACACUCCGCGAGAUACCACAAGCCUUGAAGGAAAACCAAGUUUUCAACAACUGUGAAGAAAA
Messenger RNA from Nanorana parkeri, 1939 nucleotides. It is a transcript of the gene ELL3, whose product is annotated as elongation factor for RNA polymerase II 3. Gene Ontology annotation, cellular component: transcription elongation factor complex. Gene Ontology annotation, molecular function: cis-regulatory region sequence-specific DNA binding. The coding region runs from base 21 to 1832 and encodes 603 amino acids. The transcript is spliced from 12 exons. The record is from RefSeq and is a predicted model, not a curated record. Gene Ontology annotation, biological process: transcription elongation by RNA polymerase II; positive regulation of transcription elongation by RNA polymerase II; snRNA transcription by RNA polymerase II. Lineage: Eukaryota; Metazoa; Chordata; Amphibia; Anura; Dicroglossidae.